Molecule: messenger RNA, 1631 nt
Organism: Mercurialis annua (annual mercury)
Lineage: Eukaryota; Viridiplantae; Streptophyta; Magnoliopsida; Malpighiales; Euphorbiaceae
Product: COP9 signalosome complex subunit 4
Exons: 14
Coding region: 213-1406 (397 amino acids)
Cellular component (GO): COP9 signalosome; cytosol
Source: RefSeq, a predicted model, not a curated record
GUCAAAUAAAAUCGAUUUGCAAGACACACACAGAUCAGCACGACUUCACUCCCUACCGUACCCGAAGAAAAACAGCGGUAGCACUCAGCUAGCAGCAGAGGAAGCCGAAGAAGUUUCUCUCUGCAAAUUAUUUUAGGGUUUCGGUUUCGGAAAAAAAUUAGAGAGACCACAGUGAAAAGGAAGAAGAGACUAUUGCAAAAGACCUAAUAGCCAUGGAGAGUGCCUUCGCGAGUGCGUCUGCAAUUACUGACCAGAGGCAAAAGAUCGAACAGUAUAAGCACAUUCUCGCUUCUGUUAUAUCAUCAGACGACAUCGUCCAGGCCAAGAAGUUUAUCGAUCACAUGUUAUCGGAUGAUGUACCAUUGGUAGUUUCGAGGCAAUUAUUACAGAGUUUUGCCCAAGAAUUAGGGAGAUUAGAAGCGGACACUCAAAAGGAGAUUGCUCAUUAUACUCUUUCUCAGAUUCAACCUCGUGUUGUUUCGUUCGAAGAACAGGUUUUGAUCAUCAGAGAGAAGCUUGCGGAGCUAUAUGAGUCGGAAGAAGAAUGGUCUAAAGCAGCUCAGAUGCUCAGUGGCAUUGAUUUAGAUUCUGGAAUGAGGGUUAUUGAUGAUACAUUUAGGUUAUCAAAGUGUGUUCAAAUUGCUCGCUUAUAUCUUGAGGAUGAUGAUGCAGUUAAUGCAGAAGCUUUCAUUAAUAAAGCUUCCUUUUUGGUUAGCAAUAGUCAGCAUGAAGUUUUGAACUUGCAGUACAAGGUUUGUUAUGCAAGAAUUUUGGAUUUGAAGAGGAAGUUUUUGGAGGCUGCACUGCGUUAUUAUGAUAUAUCUCAAAUCGAGAAGAGACAGAUAGGAGAUGAAACCAUUGAUGAAGAAGCACUGGAACAGGCACUCUCUGCUGCUGUGACUUGUACAAUCUUGGCUGCUGCAGGUCCGCAACGUUCUCGUGUCCUUGCUACAUUGUACAAGGAUGAACGGUGCUCAAAACUAAAAAUUUAUCCAAUAUUGCAGAAGGUCUAUCUGGAGAGAAUUUUGAGAAAACCAGAAAUUGAUGCAUUUGCUGAAGAGCUAAAAGCACAUCAGAAAGCUCGUCUGCCGGAUAAUUUUACUGUUUUGGACCGUGCUAUGAUUGAGCACAAUCUUCUAAGUGCAAGUAAACUUUACACAAACAUCAGUUUUGAUGAGUUGGGCACCUUGCUUGGAAUUCCUCCGCAUAAGGCAGAAAAGAUAGCGUCAAGAAUGAUUUAUGAAGACAGAAUGAGAGGAUCAAUUGAUCAGGUGGAAGCUGUCAUUCAUUUUGAGGACGAUACUGAAGAGCUGCAACACUGGGAUCAACAGAUUGUAGGUUUGUGUCAGGCAUUGAAUGAUGUAUUGGAUAGCAUGGCAAAGAAGGGUUUGUCAAUCCCCGUCUGAUCUGUUUUUUUGGAAGACGGAAAGCUACUACUUUCAAAUAUUUAUGCACAAAGCUUAAUAGCCAAGUUGUCCGUGGUGAAUAGCAUUAUUUUUGUGAAGUGAACUUUUGUAGCUUUUACCUUUUUUUCUUCUGAAUAGUAAACGGAAUCAUUUACUCUCUUUUGCAACUCCAUUUUUAGUCAUUAAACAUUUAUUUAUUUAUUUACCAGCUUGCUUUCCUGGGUA